GAGGUCGAAAACUGUAAUAAAGUAGAUCGUGGAAAACCAAAUUACCCUCAGUCUCAGAUCUUCCUCAUUCCCAAAAUAGUUAUACUGCUUCAAAUCUCCAUUAUUCCACAAUCUCUUAAUUAAAGGUGAGGCAAAAAGGUAAAUAUUGAGAUGGGGGCUGGUGAGGCAUGUAAUUCAGGAAAGAAGAAUGUGUUAGCAGAAUGUUGUGGGAAUGAAACAAACAGAGAGAAUGUGAAUGAAAUCUCUACCUCUACCUCUACCUCUUCAUCAGAUGAUUCAUUUGCAGCUAAAAAAGGUCCUCCUAAUAACAAGUCGUCUAUGAUUAGUAAAUAUUUGGAGGAAGAGUCAAGGAUCCAUGUGAUGCGACGCCUCGACUUUUCUACAAAUGUGAUUAUUGGAGAUUAUGGAUUACUAGAGUUGGGCGAUGAUGAAGAUUAUUUAUUUGAGAUUGUUUAUGGAUUUAUACUCGAUUCUAUUUUAUCUGAACUAGUUGUGACAAAUCUAGACGACACCCCCAACACGCCUACAUCUGCACCAUGCCUUACUGGGAUUGCUCAUACAUGCCCUGCAGCUCCAACUAAGUCCACCACCACCAACUCCACAAACAUUCACAAUCUUUCUCAUGUAUGCAGGAAGCUUCAAUUCUGACUCCUUUCAUACACAUUUUUAUGCUUCUUUUUUUUUCUCUUCUACAAUGUCUUCUGCUUUAAUGGUAACUUUUGAUUCAUCUCGAUAUUAAAUAUUAUUGUUAAUGUAUCUCGUUGGUGACGUUGUUGGAAGAUUAUUGUAGCCACUCGAUAAAAGAAGUGAAUAAUAACCAGAAUAAAUCUGCUUCA
Erythranthe guttata (spotted monkey flower) is the source of this 836-nucleotide messenger RNA. NCBI's taxonomy places the organism in Eukaryota, Viridiplantae, Streptophyta, Magnoliopsida, Lamiales, Phrymaceae. The record is from RefSeq and is a predicted model, not a curated record.